AUGGCUGUCGGGGCUUCUAGAUCAGAGCUUCUGGAGUGGAUUAAUACCACAUAUCAGCUCAAAUAUACCAAGAUCGAGCAGUGCGGUAACGGAGCCGUAUACUGCCAGAUAUUUGAUUCCAUUUUUGGAGACUUGCCGAUGGGGAAAGUCAACUUCAAUCCCACCUCAGAUUAUCAAACUUUGACCAACUACAAGAUUCUGCAGAGUGGGUUUUCGAGGCACAAGAUUACCAGAGAAGUUCCUGUGGAACGACUGAUGAAAUGCCGCCUCCAGGAUAAUUUGGAAUUUCUUCAAUGGAUGAGCAGGCUUUGGUCAGAAAAUAAACUGGACGAUUACGAUCCCACGGCACGCAGAAAAGCACCGUUGCCUCCAUCGACCGCAGGAACGUCGUCGGGCAGUCGGCGUGUAUUUUCCAACUCGUCAGCAAACGGUAGCCACUCAGGCAGCAGAAGAACGUCUCUUACUGGAUCGGCUCAGAAAGUCAGAGAGCCUUUGCAUUCAAAGCCAACUUUGAGCUAUUCCAGCUCACGUGUAUCCUCAGGAUAUGGCCCUGGCAUUCCAUCCGGCCUUCAAGAAGAACUGAAGAACCUGAGAGCUCAGGCGGAAGAAAUGAAGCUGGUCCAAGAAAGCUUGGAGACAGAAAGAAACUUCUAUUUCAAUAAACUACGAGACAUCGAAAUCCUCACACAAAAUCUCAGCGAGAAGCUGCAAAACUCUGAGCCAGUCGAUGUUAGCAUGGAGCAGCUAGUAUCUCACAUCCAGGAAAUCUUGUAUAGCACCACUGAGGGUUUCCAAAUUCCUAGCGAAGAUCAAACCGAUGGCCCAGGAAAGGAGAACGAUAUAAAGAUGGGCGACGAGGAGACCUUCUAG
Molecule: messenger RNA, 870 nt
Organism: Ogataea angusta
Lineage: Eukaryota; Fungi; Ascomycota; Pichiomycetes; Pichiales; Pichiaceae
Exons: 1
Coding region: 1-870 (289 amino acids)
Biological process (GO): spindle assembly; protein localization to microtubule plus-end; regulation of microtubule polymerization or depolymerization
Cellular component (GO): cytoplasmic microtubule; microtubule organizing center; spindle midzone
Molecular function (GO): microtubule plus-end binding
Source: RefSeq, a predicted model, not a curated record